AUACAUUUUGAUUUACACGACAGCACAGUUUUCUUUCCUUUCAGCAGCUUUUGGUUUCAUUUACUUUAGGAUAAUUAGUUUUUGAUUAUUAGUUUCGUGCAAUGAGUCUGAUUAACUUUAACCACUAUCAGGACUACGUGGACAGCUUCAUAACCAUCCAGGACACUCGCUACCUGGGCAACAAGGAGAUCCAGAGGAACCUGAUCCAGAAUGCCUGCGGAAAGAAUUGCCUGGGCAAUCUGCUCACCCGCGAGCAGUUCCAGCAGCGCAAGGAGAAGGAGUUGGUCCUUCUGAAGCCAAGGGGCUUACGAGGACUCCAACUUUUCGGCGACUAUUUGAACAACGAAGACGAGGUGCUCCAGCAGUUUGCCAUUCGGGAGAAGAAGCUGCUCGAGAAACAAAUUUCGACCGUCGUCUACCUGAUCAUGCGCUCGAAGAAGGGUCUGGAGGUGUCCAGCUUCCUGGACCUGGAGCAGAGUCUGCGGGAGUCGCGAUGCGAGAAUUCGCUGAGCUACGUGGACUGGCGGGGCAUUUUCGAGGGCAGGACGAAGCUGAGGCCAUCGAAGCUGCAUCUCAGCUACUUCGACUGGCACCAGAAUCGGGUGUCCUUCAACAACAGCGACAACUUCCGGGUGAUGAACCAGAGGGUCCACAGUCUGCUGCUGAAACACAUGGGGGACCACAAAAUAUUCUGCGUGAACGCCUCCUGCGACUGCGUGCACUCGAAAAACGUUAGCAGCAAAACGUAUUUCUCGCCCAUUUAUGGAUACGUCAUAUUCUUCGACCACAUAAUCAGGCGCAUUAAUUAGCGACGGCUUUCAAGUGUCAAUACGCGUAAUCGUGGUUAAAUGAAAUGUGCAAAUAAAACGAAACGAGGGCGCAUUUGUCGCUGACAGCUAACGU
Drosophila erecta is the source of this 903-nucleotide messenger RNA. Its product is annotated as cilia- and flagella-associated protein 299. The coding region runs from base 102 to 809 and encodes 235 amino acids. The record is from RefSeq and is a predicted model, not a curated record. The transcript is spliced from 2 exons. Lineage: Eukaryota; Metazoa; Arthropoda; Insecta; Diptera; Drosophilidae.